AUGGGUGACAUAGUUGGAAGUUGGCAAGUUGCGCUCUCAGAUGGUAUUCAUAAAGUAGAAUUUGAACAUGGUACAACAUCCGGUAAACGUAUAGUUCGUGUUGAUAAUAAAGAAGUUCUUCGUCAUGAUUGGCUUUUUAAACUUGUUGGUAGAGAAACUUUUAAAAUUGGUAAACAUCAAUGUACUAUUCAUAUUGAUGCUGUUAGUGGUUUUGCAUAUGAAUAUUCACUUGAUGUUGAUGGAAAACCAUUAGAAAAAUUUAGUGAAAAUCGUUCUAAAAUAAGUCGAGCAUGGACAUUGAAACUUGAUGGAGUAGAUUAUCGUGUUGUUUUAGAAAAAGAUACACUUGAUAUAUGGGUUAAUGGUCAACGUAUUGACGCUGAAGCUGAAUUUACCGAUUAUGGAACAGAAACAGUUUUUGAAAUUAGUGGUCAUCCAGCUAUUUUGAAAGCUGUUUCAUCUGGUCAUCAUCGUUUGGGGAUUAAUCAUAGUUUAUUUGUUGAUGGAUGUGAAAUUCCACAAGCAAAUGAAUAA
Messenger RNA from Rotaria sordida, 534 nucleotides. The record is from the annotation of a GenBank genome assembly. Lineage: Eukaryota; Metazoa; Rotifera; Eurotatoria; Philodinida; Philodinidae.